AUGGGCUCCUCCUCCUCCAAAGUUCACUACGUGAACGGGACGCCGACCUUCAAGGAGGCGACGAAGGUGCACCCCAUGUUCAACGGCCUGCUCUUUCGCCUCUGCGACCCCAGCAGCAACCGCUGGGGCUUCUACAACGACUCCCGCGAGUACGUCAUGCACGUCGCCAUCCUCUUCGACUACGACAGCCAGAUUGUGCCGCUCGGCUCAGCCACCGCCUACCGCAUCGACGACCCCGAGGAGGGCAGGGAGGAUGACAUGGGGAAGUACGUCGUGGAGGUGGACAUCGCCCCGCUCACCACGGAGAUGUUCGUGGAAGGGCGGGUCACCGGGUGGAACAUCGACACCCUCGAGGCACGGACGGCCACGGACGAGCAGGCGUUCCGUCUCUAG
Trypanosoma conorhini is the source of this 393-nucleotide messenger RNA. RefSeq names its product putative calpain-like protein. Bases 1 to 393 code for a protein of 130 amino acids. The record is from RefSeq and is a predicted model, not a curated record. NCBI's taxonomy places the organism in Eukaryota, Euglenozoa, Kinetoplastea, Trypanosomatida, Trypanosomatidae. The transcript has a single exon.